Messenger RNA from Paraglomus brasilianum, 129 nucleotides. Lineage: Eukaryota; Fungi; Glomeromycota; Glomeromycetes; Paraglomerales; Paraglomeraceae. The record is from the annotation of a GenBank genome assembly.
AUGGGCCGUCCAAGAGUUAACAAUUUCGGCCACGUAAAUCAUCACUUUUUGUCGGGCAACAAAGAGCAUCCUGCGAACCAGUCGCGAGUGACGAUUGAAGCUUCGUCGGCUUUGUGUCGAAUCAGUUGA